AUAUAUUAAUGUUAGUGUUAGUACAAAUCAUUCACUCUCGUAACACCUGGUUUAGGAAUAAAGCCUUGUGAUAACCAAACUGAAUCUUAAGCAGCAUGCUAAAUGAAGAUGCUGAAUAUUCUCCCCCAGCAUCCAUGGCAGAGGCUUUUGCCAUGAGAAAGAAGAGUAUGAACAGAAGAAGGUUUAGCGAAGAACAAAUCAAAUCACUUGAGUCUAUUUUCGAAUCUGAGUCUAGGCUUGAGCCCAGAAAGAAGUUGCAGCUGGCGGGAGAGCUGGGUUUGCAUCCACGCCAGGUUGCAAUAUGGUUUCAGAACAAGAGAGCUAGAUGGAAGUCAAAGCAACUUGAACGAGACUACAGUGUUUUACGAGCUAAUUACAAUACUCUAGCUUCCCGGUUUGAAGCUCUUAAGAAGGAAAAACAAGCCUUGACUAUGCAGUUGCAGAAGCUAAAUAAUCUGGUACAGCGGUCCAUGGAGGAAACUGAGAGCUGCAGGGGAGUUCUCUCCAUAGAAACCAUUGAUGGCAAGUCUGAAAUUGACCACAGAACUAAGUACGAGUCUGAAGUAAAACCUUGUUUGUCAGCUGAAGAGAAAUCAGAACAUGAAUUAGAGGUUCUUUCCAACUACGGUAGUGGCGUAAAGGAAGCCUAUAUUGGAUUAGAGGAUCCCCAGCUCAGGGAAUCUUCUCAAGGUUCCCUGAUAUCAACACCAAAUUGGAGUAAUCUAGACUCUGAAGGUCUUUUCAGUCAGUCUAAUACCAAUGGCCAGUGGUGGGACUUCUGGUCGUGAAAAGUCGAACCACCUAAAGAAACUAUAGAGGAUUUGUAAACAAAUAAAAUUCCAACCUUUUAAAUAGAUCAUCCUAGCAAUGAUUUUGGCUCACAGGACGAGGAAGAGUUAAGAGCACAACGACUUCUAUCAAGGACAGCAAUGACUGAAAUGUGGUGGUUUCAAGCACUGAUGCUCCAAAUUCACCACAAUUUCAGAUGGAAUUCAGAAGAAUUAGGUGAGCAACUCUAGGAAAUACCGCCUGCAAAGGGUGUUGGCUUGGAAAACUGAAACAGUAUGCUCGUAUGCAGACAGGGUGCAGUUUGGAAUGUUUUCAGUGUGUGAGAGUUCUUCUUCUUCUGUUUUUUCCCCUUUUUCUGUUUGGUUGGUUGGGGGUAGGGAUGGGGGGCGACUAUGAAACUCUAUAUUUAAAUGCUCAGUUAUGAACUAGAAGUAGUGCUCAUUUUUAUACAAAAUCAAUCUCGGGUUUCUCGUGCUU
This is a messenger RNA of Cucumis sativus (cucumber), 1266 nucleotides long. RefSeq names its product homeobox-leucine zipper protein ATHB-12. Gene Ontology annotation, cellular component: nucleus. The transcript has 2 exons. Gene Ontology annotation, biological process: positive regulation of DNA-templated transcription. The record is from RefSeq and is a predicted model, not a curated record. NCBI's taxonomy places the organism in Eukaryota, Viridiplantae, Streptophyta, Magnoliopsida, Cucurbitales, Cucurbitaceae. The coding region runs from base 96 to 788 and encodes 230 amino acids. Gene Ontology annotation, molecular function: DNA-binding transcription factor activity, RNA polymerase II-specific; sequence-specific DNA binding.